Haplochromis burtoni (Burton's mouthbrooder) is the source of this 6024-nucleotide messenger RNA. Its product is annotated as desmoglein-2. Gene Ontology annotation, cellular component: plasma membrane; desmosome. Gene Ontology annotation, molecular function: calcium ion binding. The transcript is spliced from 22 exons. Lineage: Eukaryota; Metazoa; Chordata; Actinopteri; Cichliformes; Cichlidae. Gene Ontology annotation, biological process: homophilic cell-cell adhesion. The record is from RefSeq and is a predicted model, not a curated record. The coding region runs from base 167 to 5491 and encodes 1774 amino acids.
CUUGCCUUUUGUAUCGCAGUAAAAGUUGUUGGCGUUGGCGUGAUGUUUUUCUUUUCCAAGUCUUAAGUAGAUGCCAGUGAAAUUGAUAGUCGUUUGAGAGCUUUUAUCCAGACAGUAAGAAACUCUCCAUGCCGCUGGGAGACUCCCCUGAGACGUUUCUUCAGUCAUGAUUCGGAUUUGUUGGCCCGUGUUUGUGUUGCUACUUUUUGUGGUCCAGGCUGUUGUGACGAAAGCCAAAUCUGGAGACAGUCUAAUAAGAAGAAAAAGAGCCUGGCUUCCCCCACCACUGAAAUUGGAGGAAAAUGUGGACCACACACAAAAGACUUCUGUUGCCAGGAUUCAUUCAGAUUUAGAUGAUGGUAAAGGAAAUCUCAAAUACUUCCUGAAUGGCCGUGGCGCAAACCAAGAUCCCUUCCAUGUGUUUGUAGUUCACGAAAGAACUGGAUUUAUUCGUGUGACCCAAUUACUUGACAGAGAGUUCAUCAGUAUGUACAAUCUUUCUGGUGUUGCUAGGUACAAUGAUGGCACUCUGGCAGAGGAAAACAUCGACGUACGAUUCAAGGUUACUGAUCAGAAUGACAAUGCACCAGUGUUUGAAGACGUCUAUACUGGGCGUGUGGAUGAGCUUACACCGAGAGGGACUUUUGUUAUGAAAGUCGCGGCAACGGAUGCCGAUGAACCAGACAAUCCCAAUUCCCAGGUUUUUCAUACCAUCAUAGACCAGACACCAUCUCAUGACAUGUUUUACAUGAACAGUGACGGGUCCAUCUUCAUCAAAAACAAAUUAGACAGAGAGAAAUGUGAUCAGUAUAUCCUGACAGUAAAAGGUCAGGACCUAAAUGGUCAACCAGAGGGGAACACUGGAACUGCCACUGUUACUAUAGCUGUUGGUGAUGUGAAUGACAACCUACCAACUCUGGAAAAAGAGCAGUAUGAAGGUAGCAUUGAGGAGAACACAGAAGGUGUGGAGGUGAUGAGAAUCAAAGCACAGGACCUGGACCUGCAAGGCACUGACAACUGGGAAGCUGUAUUUGAUAUUGUCAAGGGCAACGAGGCUGGGUAUUUUAGCAUUAAAACAGAUCCCAACACCAACGAGGGAAUCCUAAUGCUUGAUAAGGCUGUGGACUAUGAAGAUGUAAAAGACAUUGAACUUGGACUAUCUGUGAGGAACAAGGCUCAGCCAUAUGGAUCUGGGACAAGUGCUGGAAUAACUAUUGGAGGAGGGGGGGGAGGAGGAAACCAGCCUGAAGGGGCAAAGUUUGAUCCCAAAGUUAAAGCCAUUCAUAUCUCAGAGGGAAGCACCUCCUUCAACAUUAAAGAUGUUAUUGCCAGCUACCCUGCAAUAGAUGUAGACACUAGGAAACCCGCUCAAAAUGUCAGGUAUAUUAAGGGAUUCGACCCUAACAACUGGCUAACUAUUGACCCAGUCACAGCUGAGAUCAAACUGAACAAGAUGCCUGACAGGGAAUCUCAACACUUGGUCAAUGGGACAUAUUUUGCCAAGAUACUCUGCGUUUCAGAAGACACACCUGAUAAAACAGCCACUGGCACCAUAGCCAUCCAAGUGGAGGAUUUUAAUGACCACUGCCCCAUCUUGACAAGUAACAUGGAGACUAUGUGCACAACAGUGGAUGCUGUUAUAGUGAACGCUAAUGAUGAGGAUGCAUUUCCCAAUGGACCUCCUUUUGUGUUUGAGAUCCUCCCAGAAGGCACUAAGGGAAAAUGGCAAGUGGAGCAUCUUAAUGACACUGCAGCUAUCUUGCGGUCUCGGGAGUCUCUUUGGCCUGGUAUUUAUGAGGUGGAAUUUUUGGUGAAGGAUCAGCAGGGGCACAUGUGUCAAGAUCCACAGAAAGUCAAGGUUGAAGUUUGCACCUGUGAGGAUGGAAUCAUGUGUGGAAAAAAAGGCGCCAAGGGUCAGCCAAGCAAAGAAGCGAAGCUGAACGGGGCUAACUACCAAGGUAGUUACAGAAAAGAAAUUUGGGGCAUGAACCAACAGGAUCCAAGUGGUUUCUACUCUGAGACUGAGACAAGAGAAUCGUUGGGAGGUGUAGGACUUUAUGAUGGGAUGGCUCUGCCAGACCACUUUUUGAGGCAAUAUUACGAUCAGAAAGUCACUGAUGGAAAUGAUAACCUUGGCGUGAAAGAUGGUUUGUUGGUGUAUGAUUAUGAGGGCCAAGGGUCCUCUGCUGGCUCAGUAGGCUGCUGUAGCCUUUUGGAGUCAGACAAUGACCUUCAGUUUCUUGAUGACCUUGGACCAAAGUUUAAGACUCUCGCAGAGUAUCAAGUUUCGAUGAGUGUACAAAAACUGUCCCCUCCACCCAAACUGGAGCCAACCAUGCCCAAAGUGGAGCAGAGUAUGGUCAUGAAGACAACCAAGCAUUCUGAAAUGGCAAAGGAAAGUACAACUGCAGUGAGGGAAGGGAUGAAUACAAUGACAAGAGGGUUGGCAAAUCAAGGCCAGAUGGUCCUAAUACAGCAACAGCAGCCUGUCUACUACACAACCACUCCUGUGUUGCAGCCAAUGCAUUACGUAGUCCAACCACAGGUUCAGAACACUAUGAUCCUGGCUGAAGCACCAACCACCAACCUUCAAGGCCUGAUACUGGUUAACAACACGCAAUCUGGACCUGCCCAAGGAGUAUUUGUUCAGGGAAACACUCUCUUGUCCAGUGGACAAGCCCAGGAGCCCACCAUGGUGCUGGUGGAUAACAGUGGUGCCCAGCGGAGUCAUGCAAACUUGAUCCAAGCUACAAACUUGUCUGGCUCUCAGACCAUGAAGGUUGUAGAGGGUAAGGUCCCUGCAGGGUCAAUGAAAGUGCGGAAGGGGAAUCAGGCUUCCUAUGUUGAGGGAGGUCCUCUACAACCAGGAGACCUUCCUGGUUCUCAAAAAAUCCUAAUGGUCAGAGAGAACUUUGUUCAAGAUGCAAAUGGUCUGCCAAAGAAGGCUGAGGUCUUUGGCUCUGAAAGAAUUCUCUACAAGGACAGCCAAUCCACUGGCUCUAUGACCAGUAAGUUUGGGUCCUCUACUGUUACAGCUGUGGACUAUGAAGAUGUAAAAGACAUUGAACUUGGACUAUCUGUGAGGAACAAGGCUCAGCCAUAUGGAUCUGGGACAAGUGCUGGAAUAACUAUUGGAGGAGGGGGGGGAGGAGCAGGGGGAGGAGGAGGAGCAGGGGGUGCAACUGGAGCUGCUGGGAUUUCUGGUGGGACACCCUUUAAAACCUAUCCUAUCAAAAUCAAUGUGAAGAACCAGCCUGAAGGGGCAAAGUUUGAUCCCAAAGUUAAAGCCAUUCAUGUCUCAGAGGGAAGCACCUCCUUCAACAUUAAAGAUGUUAUUGCCAGCUACCCUGCAAUAGAUGGAGACACUAGGAAACCCGCUCAAAAUGUCAGGUAUAUUAAGGGAUUCGACCCUAACAACUGGCUAACUAUUGACCCAGUCACAGCUGAGAUCAAACUGAACAAGAUGCCUGACAGGGAAUCUCAACACUUGGUCAAUGGGACAUAUUUUGCCAAGAUACUCUGCGUUUCAGAAGACACACCUGAUAAAACAGCCACUGGCACCAUAGCCAUCCAAGUGGAGGAUUUUAAUGACCACUGCCCCAUCUUGACAAGUAACAUGGAGACUAUGUGCACAACAGUGGAUGCUGUUAUAGUGAACGCUAAUGAUGAGGAUGCAUUUCCCAAUGGACCUCCUUUUGUGUUUGAGAUCCUCCCAGAAGGCACUAAGGGAAAAUGGCAAGUGGAGCAUCUUAAUGACACUGCAGCUAUCUUGCGGUCUCGGGAGUCUCUUUGGCCUGGUAUUUAUGAGGUGGAAUUUUUGGUGAAGGAUCAGCAGGGGCACAUGUGUCAAGAUCCACAGAAAGUCAAGGUUGAAGUUUGCACCUGUGAGGAUGGAAUCAUGUGUGGAAAAAAAGGCGCCAAGGGUCAGCCAAGCAAACAAGCGAAGUUGGGACCUGCAGGCAUUGGGCUGUUACUCCUGGGCCUAUUACUCUUGUUGUUGAUUCCGUUGUUGCUACUCUUCUGCAAAUGUGGAGGUGCUGCAACCUUCCCAGACCUCUUUACUGAGAUGCCAUUUGAUACAAAGUCACAUCUCAUCAACUACCAUACUGAACGUCAGGGAGAGAACACGGACGUGCCACUACUGAACUUGCCAACACAACUGGAUGGAGAUGUCUUAAAUGUAGCCAUGGCUCAAAAACCUGUAGCAAUGGAUGCGUUGGGCAGUUUUGAUUUCGCACAAUCUGUUGGAUCCAUUAAUAGACUGAACGGGGCUAACUACCAAGGUAGUUACAGAAAAGAAAUUUGGGGCAUGAACCAACAGGAUCCAAGUGGUUUCUACUCUGAGACUGAGACAAGAGAAUCGUUGGGAGGUGUAGGACUUUAUGAUGGGAUGGCUCUGCCAGACCACUUUUUGAGGCAAUAUUACGAUCAGAAAGUCACUGAUGGAAAUGAUAACCUUGGCGUGAAAGAUGGUUUGUUGGUGUAUGAUUAUGAGGGCCAAGGGUCCUCUGCUGGCUCAGUAGGCUGCUGUAGCCUUUUGGAGUCAGACAAUGAUCUUCAGUUUCUUGAUAACCUUGGACCAAAAUUCAAGACUCUCGCGGAGGUGUGCAGAGGCGAGAAAAUUUCUUAUGAUGACAAACAAGUGCCACCUCCUGUGUCUAAUGUCUAUAACAAUCCUCCAACCUCAGUUUCAAGUUCAGUGAGUGUACAAAAACUGUCCCCUCCACCCAAACUGGAGCCAACCAUGCCCAAAGUGGAGCAGAGUAUGGUCAUGAAGACAACCAAGCAUUCUGAAAUGGCAAAGGAAAGUACAACUGCAGUGAGGGAAGGGAUGAAUACAAUGACAAGAGGGUUAGCAAAUCAAGGCCAGAUGGUCCUAAUACAGCAACAGCAGCCUGUCUACUACACAACCACUCCUGUGUUGCAGCCAAUGCAUUACGUAGUCCAACCACAAGUUCAGAACACUAUGAUCCUGGCUGAAGCACCAACCACCAACCUUCAAGGCCUGAUACUGGUUAACAACACGCAAUCUGGACCUGCCCAAGGAGUAUUUGUUCAGGGAAACACUCUCUUGUCCAGUGGACAAGCCCAGGAGCCCACCAUGGUGCUGGUGGAUAACAGUGGUGCCCAGCGGAGUCAUGCAAACUUGAUCCAAGCUACAAACUUGUCUGGCUCUCAGACCAUGAAGGUUGUAGAGGGUAAGGUCCCUGCAGGGUCAAUGAAAGUGCGAAAGGGGAAUCAGGCUUCCUAUGUUGAGGGAGGUCCUCUACAACCAGGAGACCUUCCUGGAUCUCAAAAAAUCCUAAUGGUCAGAGAGAACUUUGUUCAAGAUGCAAAUGGUCUGCCAAAGAAGGCUGAGGUCUUUGGCUCUGAAAGAAUUCUCUACAAGGACAGCCAAUCCACUGGCUCUAUGACCAGUAAGUUUGGGUCCUCUACUGUUACAGUAUCCGCUGGCCCUGUAUCCCACAAAGUACAGGAGAAAUUCACUUAACUGAGAAAGGCAAAAGUGCAAACUUUUGGCAAAGAUAUGUUCCAGGUCUAUUCUUAUGACUUCACUAUGUGCAUAUGAGGUUAUGGGUGGGAGCUGUGCUGCUUAAUUUUCUUGUAUGCUACAUGGAAACAUGCAAAAGAUCUCUGUAAUGGUUUAAAUGUUUAAUAGUACAGAUAGUAAAUGAAAUGUUCAUUGCAAAUUGUUUAAUAUAGUAUUCAACACAUUACAAUAAAUACUAGUAAGGUCUUUUCACUUUUCUUUUCACUUUAUAAACCACUACUAUUUCCUUGUGUCCUGUCUUUUUUCUGGUCUCUUCUCUUUCCCCUCAUUACCAACUGGUCUCAGCAAAUGACUGCCCCAGUUUGAGCCUGGUUCUCCCAGAAGUUUCUUCCUGUUAAAUGGGACGGGAUUUUUUUUCCUGUUGUUGAAUGCACUUGCUGUAGGGGUCAUGACUGCUGGUGUUUCUAGUGUAGGGGCUUUACCUUACAAUAUCAAGUGCCUUGAGACACUGGUUGUUGUGAAUUCGCUCUAAA